Messenger RNA from Onychostoma macrolepis, 5246 nucleotides. RefSeq names its product neurogenic locus notch homolog protein 2-like. Lineage: Eukaryota; Metazoa; Chordata; Actinopteri; Cypriniformes; Cyprinidae. Gene Ontology annotation, cellular component: plasma membrane; protein-containing complex. Gene Ontology annotation, molecular function: calcium ion binding. Bases 88 to 1137 code for a protein of 349 amino acids. The transcript is spliced from 8 exons. Gene Ontology annotation, biological process: heterophilic cell-cell adhesion; establishment or maintenance of epithelial cell apical/basal polarity. The record is from RefSeq and is a predicted model, not a curated record.
UGCUGUACACCACUAUUAUAAUACGGUUUUCGACUCUAGAAGAUCAUUUUAAGACUUUUAAGCUGGUGACUGGAUUUUACUCAAAAUAUGGGCCAAUUACCCGAUGUCUUUUCGGGCAAAGUCAUCCUUCUAGUUAUUUGCUGCCUUAAAGUAUCAUAUGCUCUGCAGUGUGUGGACCCCGUGAAGCCCUGUGUGAACAACGCUGCUUGUGUCAAUUUCCAGAAUGGAACGGGCUACUGCAGGUGUGCUCCUGGUUCCUCAGGCAAGUACUGUCAGCACAAGGACCUGUGUUAUGUGGGAUAUUGUCUGAAUGGAGGAGAAUGCACUGUGAGUGUGGACGGUGUACCUGGAAGCCCCAGAUGUGUGUGUCCUCUGGGUUUCACAGGCCAGCGCUGUGAGACGGAUUAUGUGCCCUGCUUUCCAUCCCCCUGCCUCAAUGGUGGAACCUGCCGGCAGAUUACAGACACAACUUAUAUAUGCCACUGCCUGCCAGGUUUUGGAGGAGCAAAGAUUGAGGUGAACAUUGAUGAUUGUCCGAAUCACCGCUGUCAGAAUGGAGCCACAUGCAUGGAUGGAGUGAACACUUACAGCUGCCAGUGUCCACCUGAAUGGACCGGUCAGUUUUGCACCGAUGAUGUGGAUGAAUGCAGACUGCAGCCCAACGCCUGUCAGAACGGAGGCACGUGCAGUAACACACGCAACGGCUACAACUGUGUAUGUGUGAACGGCUGGAGCGGCCCUGACUGCUCUGAAAACAUUGAUGACUGCGCAGCUGAGCCCUGCACGGCCGGCUCCACUUGCAUCGACCGCGUGGCUUCCUUCGUUUGCAGCUGCCCUCCCGGCAAGACUGGUUUGCUGUGUCACAUUGAUGAUGCCUGCAUCAGUAACCCUUGCAAGAUGGGAGCUCAAUGUGACACGAACCCCAUCAAUGGCAAGUUCAACUGUAACUGCCCCUCAGGGUACAAGGGCAGAACGUGUGCAGAGGAUAUCGACGAAUGUGUCAUCGGACCAAACCCAUGUGAGCACGGUGGCUCAUGUAAGAACACAGUGGGCUCGUUUACCUGUAGCUGUGCACCGGGUUACACCGGUCCACACUGUGAGACAUCAAUAAAUGUGAUUCCACCCCUGCCAGAAUGACAUCAACCUGCUUGGACCAGAUAGGAGAUUUCACCUGCUCCUGUAUGCCAGUAAACUGGUCCUCAUUUGUUUGACUUUAUAAUAGCAUUUAGCAUGCUCAAAAAUAGUUUCCACAUUUAAAUUCUCACUUGUCCUUAAAAUCAACUUUUAAAUUAUUUGUGUACUAAAAGUGUAAGCACCCCCACACCCACACAUUAAAUUUGAUAUACAUUUACAAUAAUUAGUCUUCAAAUAAAUGUAUAUUAAAAUGUGCUGAGUAGCAGAAGUUCUCACAAUUUAUAUCCAUUACUGUGGGUUUCUAACUUUGAAUCUUAUAUUCACAGUUUUACAGUCUUGGUGUAAAGAUAAGGCUGCUACCACUCCUCCAAGAGAUACUUAAAGGAUCUGAGGAUUCUCAAAUGCAAACUGUGUGUGUUUUGCUUCAAAAGAGCAACAAAACAUUUGUAUUGUGUUUUAUAUUCUUUCUUUUAUAUUCAUUCAUUAAUUUAUCAUUUAGGCCUAAUCAUUUUAUUAUUCUAUUUAAUCAUAUAAUCCUUCAUAAUAAUCAUUAUAGCCAUUUGUAUACUCAUUUCAAUGAUUUAUUCAUUGAUUAGUCAUUUAUAUUAUAUCAUUAUAGUUUAUAUUAUUUUUGUUGUUUAAUCUUAAGAUGUGUGGUUUCAAGGGAUGUUUGUCUUCAUGAAUAUGUAGGCCUAAUAGGAGAAAAUGUGGUAUAAUCAGGGGCGGAUCUAGAAAAUAAUAUUUAGGGUGGCGAAGGGGUGGCAUGGGGUCUAUGAGGGGUGGCAACACCAAAGCAAGCAUGCAUAGAUUUUGGGGAUUUAUUGUCUGACAUGCACAGUUAUGUUCACAAAUAUUGCAUUACCAUUAAGUAAUCAUCUAUACUGUUUAAAAUGAAAAAUAAAUAACAACAUUUCAAUAUCCAUCAUGGCACCAAGUCAAUACACAAUAUUAAAAACUUCAAGAGGUUAUAAAUGUUUCUGAGCUUGUAUCAUUAAAGAAGACAUUCUGUUAUUACCAGAGGUGGGAAUGUCUGUAAUCACCCAGAACACUAUCAAUAGUCUAGCAACACCCCAGCAACUGCAUAGCAAAAGCCUAGCAACCAUCCAGAAUAUCCUAGCAACCAACUAGCAACACUUUAGCAAACAUCUAGAACAUCUAACUGACCAAACUAUUUAUGUUUCUUAAACAAGACUUUAAGACAAGCCAGCAUAAAAUUGUCUUUCAAACUUUUCUAUCUAGUUAUUACAGGUAUUCUUAAAUGCUUACAAUUCAAAUACACAGAUGACUUUCCUGCCCGGUGAACACUCAUGAGAUCAAUAACAAUUAACAAAAAGCUCUUAUUAGGAUUCAGGAAUUAUCUUUGCAGCUUAAUCAUGUCUAGUAUAGUAUACAACAUAAAUUAAAUUACAGAUAAUAAUAAUAAUUCAGCAAUGAACUUUUGGGAACAGAUCAUUUUCAUUUUACUACUGGAAAGUAAUCUUGCAGUAGAUGAAAAACACUAGAAAAGUUCAAAUACCAAAGAAUUGUAUAUGAACAUGGUAUGCACCACAAUACAAUACAGUACAAAAUAAAAUAAAAAAAAGUAAAUUCAGCAUCCUCUGCGCAUUUGGUCAAAUUUAAUUACAGUGUACAGUACUAUAGCGGUUUCCUGGUCUCCUGACACAAGACUAUAUCUGUAGGCAAACAUGCAGUACACAUAAAAGAUGGUUACAGAUAAAAUUCGACAGUCACACGUUUGAAGGUGUACAACAUGUUCUACAGUUUACUGUACAUAUAGAAUAGUGAAAUUUCCAUCAUGUACUGGUACUGUACUGUAAUUAUACUGAAUGUGUAAGUAUAAAACCCAUGUAUAUUAUUCGUUCAGCUCUCUCCUCUCUCAGUUGUUAGUUUGUCUCAGUUUUGAUGUUAAACUUUUUGAGAAAUGUGUCUUUGUUUUGAGAACUGAAUUAAUGGUUUGGGAAAAUGGGCCAACUAAAAUCACUUAUAUUAAAUUAACAAUAGAGAAAACUGCAAUACAAGAUUCUUCUUACCUAACUCUGCUAUUAGUUUUCGUGAUCGACUCGUGUUAUUGUUUCGUCCGAUAUGGCAGAAAGGCCUCUAUAUCUGAUGAAAGUGGAGCGUGCGGUCGGAGAAUCGAUCACCAAACAAUUACGGGAUGAAUCUCAGACAUAUCCGGACGGGAUUAGAUUUAUCAGAGGACUUCUGAAUAAACCGAGAAGCAGUAUCUGAUUCACGAACAAAUGUACAAACAAUUCGUUAGUGAAUGGGCUGCGCUUUGUAUUUUUGACUCAAAAAGAACCAGUUCAUAAGAGUCAUUUGAUAAUGAAGCCGACUACACUGGGCGCGCUGCGUGCGCGUGCAACCAUCGCGCGCUGUCAUCGCCGCAACUGAAAAGUAGCACAUGAAACACUGCUUACAUUUAUAUUUUAUUCUGUGAUAAUUCUGGGUGGCAGGUGGGGUGGCACAGCUUUUUCUUAGGGUGGCAGUUGCCACCCCGUGCCACCCCAGUAGAUCCGCCCCAUCAGGGCCGGAUUAUCCAUAGACGGGAUUGGGCGAGUGCCCUGGGGCACCAGCCAAUAGGGGGGCACCAAGUGAUUACAAUAAUGACAAAUCAAGUCAAGUCACCUUUAUUUAUAUAGCGCUUUUACAAUACAGAUUGUGUCAAAGCACUUAACAGUAUCAAAUUGGAGGAUAGAGUGUCAGUAAUGUAUAAUGAUAAGAUUAAACACUCAAUUUUCAGUUAAAGGCAUUUCAUUAUUGAAUUCAGAGAUGUCAUUGUCUAGCUCAGUUUAGUUUAAAUAGUAUCUGUGCGAUCAAAUCGGCGAUAAUCGCUAGAAAUUAAGUGUCCCCAACUGAGCAAGCCAGCAUAAGACAAGACCUUUAAAAUAUUUUUUCAUGUUUUGUAUAUAUUAUUUUGCUGGAAGAGAUACAGAUGGGUAGAAAAUGAACAGUUAAUGAUACAAUAUACGGAGAGAAUAUCAAAUAUAUGCACGCAUAUAAAUAAUUGCGAUUAGGUCAGGUCACAGUGUGCCCCCUCCCCCCAGUCAGAGUCGAGCAUAUUUAUUCUCAAAUGGAUAGGCAGCAUCAAUUUGGCGGUUGUGCGAAACGUAAAUAAAAAAAAAAAAUUAAAAAAAGAGAAAAUAUCACGACACAUUGCCAGGGCUAUACAGUGCGACUGAAAAGUAGCUACUGUGUGCGACGAUCAAAAAAUAUUUAGGAGCACCUGUGCGACUAACCCGAUCAGCAUAGACUAUUUGUGUUUGCGCUGAGAGGAGCUUCAAAGAUUUCUACUUGCGUGUUUGUGCAGCGGUGAGUAAUGUAUCGCAGACAUGAUUCCUUGAAUGCAAUGUUAAUCAGAAUCCACUCACUGCUCAAAAUACUUUUGUUCAUUGCUGAGUUAUGCAAGCUCACAAAUCCUCUCAUUAUAACAAACAAAGUGUAGACGGUGUAAAUAAGACAUGAACUGAAGUGAGUAACAGCUUUUAAAGAUUAUUAAAGGAGUUUGUAAAUGUGAUAUUAAAUUAAUACAACAGCUCAAUAAACAAUAAGUUAUGUAAAGUGAUGUACAUUGUAUGACUUUUAACAAUAUUGCCCGAUUUUGCUCUAUUUGGUCAAGGAACAUAGUUUCUAACAGUCACAGCUGAGCCACUGCUCAUCAUUCAAACACAGCUGGUGUUUCAUUUAUGAAUGAACCUGCGUUUUUAAAUGAGUCUAGUGAGUCAGUGAUUCAAUUACCCACUCAUAAAGACAGUCACUUGCUUCGUUCCUGAAUGAAUCACCUGUUCAAACGAAUCAGUUGAAUGAAUGAUUCAGUGAAAAAAAAAUCAGUGACUUGCCGCCAUCUACUGGCAGUUUUAUUUUUAUGUUUAAAGUGUCCGUUCAGUUAUUUAAAUCAUUUCAAUCAAACAAUAGUUCUAUAUUCAAAAUUGUAUAUUUAAAACAUUAAUCUCACAACAUUGUUAUGAAUUUAAAUCAUCCAUGCCACCUCUGAGCCUCUGUAAAUGUCUGUAAAUUUACGUAGCCUAUAUGCCACUUUUGUGUUCUUCUGUGCCACCUUUGUAGUGGAUUUUGUUAUAUGAUUUCUUUUGAUUAGUAACUUAUUCUUCUUAUUC